Molecule: messenger RNA, 1819 nt
Organism: Papilio machaon (common yellow swallowtail)
Lineage: Eukaryota; Metazoa; Arthropoda; Insecta; Lepidoptera; Papilionidae
Product: probable cytochrome P450 6a14
Exons: 5
Coding region: 96-1643 (515 amino acids)
Molecular function (GO): oxidoreductase activity, acting on paired donors, with incorporation or reduction of molecular oxygen; monooxygenase activity; iron ion binding
Source: RefSeq, a predicted model, not a curated record
UCAAUACAUGCAAGCGGACGGUUUUAAGUAAAUGCAAAUUUGAAAAGCGCGAAAGUUUAAGUGAUUUUUAAUUUUGUAGCUUAAAAAAUAAUAGAAUGUAUUUACUAAUUUUAAAACUAUUGACCAAAGAAUUUCUACUUUUAAUAACAACAUUAACAAUUUUAAUUUAUGUAUGGUUUCAAUAUCAGUAUACGUAUUGGACGCGGAGAGGUGUGUUGGGACCUAAUCCAGUGGCGCCUUUCGGCAAUGUGAGGGAUGUGAUAGCUCGUAAAGCGCAAUUUUUCCAGCCGUAUUGUGAUAAUUAUUUUAAAUAUAAACAUUUGCCGUACAUCGGUAUGUACUGUUUCCAUCGGCCAGUGUUGUGUGUGAUAGACCCAGAUGUGAUAAAGCACGUCUUGAUAAAAGACUUUGAUCAUUUUCAAUCGCACGGGAUAUUUUCCGGCGGCGUCGGUGAUCCGAUCGCCGGCCACCUAUUUAACCUACAUGGAAAUACUUGGAAGAAUUUACGAGUUAAAAUGUCGCCUUCAUUUUCAACCAGCAAAUUCAAAACUAUGUAUUCUUUAGUUGAAAAUAUUGCGAACGACGCGUUGGCUUACGCGGAUACAUACCACGACAGUGGGAAAUCUUUAAAUUUCUCAAAGUUCUAUGAGACUUAUACGAUGGAAAUUAUUGGGAGCGUCGGCUUUGGCGUCGAGUGCAAUGGUUUCAAGAAUCCGAAUUCGGAGUUUUAUGUUCGAGGACAUGAGUACUUUAAUCCGCAAACUUUGUAUUGGACGUUGGUUCGUGCGCUGGCAUUUUUUGCACCGGACUUGUUUAAGAAAUUGAAAAUAAGACGUAUCCAUCCGGACAUAGUCAACUUCUUCUACAAUUUAGUAACACAAACAGUCGAGUACCGUCAAAAAAAUAAUUUUAAAAGGAAUGAUUUCUUACAAACACUAAUAGAGUUGAAAAAUGAUGACUCUAUUGACGACAAAGGUGAGAAUAAAAUACAGCGAGGUAUAUUCUCAAUGACGGAUGUAGCAGCCAAUACGAUGCUUUACAUGUUUGCUGGAUACGAGACGUCAGCGACGGCUGGUCAGUUAGCAGCCUACGAGCUGGCUCUUAACCCCCACGUGCAGGAUAAGGCCAGGGAGGAGGUGACGCGGGUUCUGGCCAAAUACAACGGACAGUGCACGUAUGAUGCACAGAAUGAAAUGACUUAUAUGAACAUGGUGAUAGAUGAAUCAAUGAGGAAAUAUCCACCAAUGCGAUCGCUAUUCCGAAGAUGCACUAAAGAGUACAGACUGCCAAAUAGUGACGUGAUCAUUGAAGAAGGGACUUUGGUAUUCAUUCCUAUCCAGGCGAUACAAAUGGACCCCGAUAUAUUCCCAGAUCCGGAAAAAUUUGAUCCGGAGAGAUUUUCCCCGGAGAAGAAAGCAAAAAUGCACCCCUGCCACUGGAUGCCUUUCGGUGAAGGUCCUCGAAAAUGUCUAGGUCUGCGUCAAGGCUACGUGGAGUCGAAGCUUGCGCUCGUGAAGUUGUUGCACAAGUAUGAGUUGAUAUUGGACGAGAGGACACCGGUGCCGAUGAAGAUCAAGGCCUCCGCGCUCGCUUGCGUGCCUGACGGCGGAGUUUGGCUUAAGCUUAGAAAAUUGGAAGCGUAAGCAAUAGAUUUGCGUUAUUGUAUAGCAAAUAUUUGAUCAAAUGUUUGGUGGAUUGGAUCUUUGUCUCAAACCUUGGACAUGUAGUCGAGUGAAGCCAAACAAGAAAUGCUUCUCAUAUUGAGACAUUUGGUUUAUAUUUUAGAAAACCCGCUCUUUGUAGUAAAUUAAAUUCAUAU